AUGCGAUACCAGGAUUGGGACGUAUUGCUCUUUCCGGCGGAGUCUCGAGUUCCGGUACAAGAGUUUGACACAAAGUGUUUUGCUCUGGACCAGAAGACGAACCCAAAUACCUUUGAAUCCAUGACACUCGUGCCCAGUAUGACUUGCUUCAUCACCAGCUUGGAGCACGGGACGCCGUUUCGAAUCUCAGUCCACAGCUGGCAGAAGCCAGUUGCCUCUAGCAUUCUACGCGCUUACAAGACACCGGAGGAGAAGACUGCUUUCGAAGCACGAAUCUACGUUGAUGGAGUUCUCCAGAGCCAGCGCUUAUUCGAUCAAGAAAAUGCAUGGCCCGAAGUGAUUGACUCUGGGAUACAAGGAGAACCGUUGCUCUUCCCUCCAUUCCAUAAAUCGGUCAUGCAACAACCGCACUGGGAGCCAGGCGAUGUCAUAGGACGGAUCAAGCUCGUGAUCGCUGAAGGUAUAAUUCGGGAAGAUUACACCAUGGUAGACUCAAACUUGAGGCUGGAUCGACUGCGAGAUGUCGUGUCUUUCUCAUUUCAACAUGCCCCCUUAGAUGUACUCCAGUUUUCGGGUAUUGCUUGGCCCAGUAUGCGCAUGUUUGGGAGGAUCAUCAAGCAACCGUCUCGGCCAGCACCUAUCAGCUCCAGGUUGCCCACCUCUCCCAUUCUCAACCACCAAUUGCAUUCUCACUCACCUUCCAAACCAUCCACUGUCAGAGCAGACACACGACCCCGGACCAAUUUCUAUGACGGGUUCCAACGAAGGCUCAAUGCCCAUGUUUCUCUCGGCCCAAACCCAAGACCCAGCAUUAGCUAUAUGGGCAAAUCUGGGUCACCAUCUGGGGCCGAGUUCUCAAGACUCCAGACAUUGGCUAGCGACGACCCCUUCACUGGGCCGCAGCCCAUUGCAACGAGAGUAUUGAAGGCUGGACUAAGGCGCAGCAGCCAAGAUAUAUCAAUGCCAGACUAUGGCACUGGUCGAGCUGAGCACAGCCGAUCGCAUACAUCCAUGUCUGGGGUUGAUUACCCACGCGAUGACUUCGUUAAACACAUGAUGCAAGCCAACCCCCGAGAGAUUGUGCAAAUACUAAGUCCAGCUCAACAGGCCCGAUUGAUGAAGGAACUCUGGGCUGAGAAUACUCCUGGACACGGGAUCCAUGCGCCGACCAAUUCACCCCGGUCAACUGGAGUUGCGACGCACUCACAGUUGCCAAUUGGCCGGAUUAGAGAUAGCCUGGGGAUGCUCGAGACAACGUCGCGAGGCUCGAGUCAUGGAACAAGUAACAUGGAAAAUCGAGCAGGGAAUGAAGAGAGUUGCGCAGAUCCGACAGCCGGGCACAGUCCAACAGACAUACCACCGAAUCUGGAACAAAAUACAAGUGAUGGUGCGAAUCAUGUGCAGCGACAACUAGACCCGCAUAAGGCAGCUAACUAUGCGGCAAACGAAACUUAUGCUGGUUCCGUUCGAAGUCGCUCUUAUUCGAGUGUGUCGAAGAGAAAGCGCAGCUCGACGUCCCCAGGCCGAGGAUUGGGUGAUGAAGGGAGAGGCAUUGCUAGGGUUGCGUCGUCUUCAUCGGAUAGAGGAAGCCUUGGGAAGGAUUCCAAAGGUACUCCUACGGACGGAGGUGUAUCAAUUUUGAAAUGA
Messenger RNA from Exophiala mesophila, 1647 nucleotides. RefSeq lists its product as uncharacterized. The record is from RefSeq and is a predicted model, not a curated record. The transcript is spliced from 5 exons. Lineage: Eukaryota; Fungi; Ascomycota; Eurotiomycetes; Chaetothyriales; Herpotrichiellaceae. Bases 1 to 1647 code for a protein of 548 amino acids.